This is a messenger RNA of Ornithodoros turicata, 1567 nucleotides long. RefSeq lists its product as uncharacterized. The coding region runs from base 123 to 1334 and encodes 403 amino acids. Lineage: Eukaryota; Metazoa; Arthropoda; Arachnida; Ixodida; Argasidae. The record is from RefSeq and is a predicted model, not a curated record. The transcript has 9 exons.
UUAAAUUCAUGUUUUCUUCAACUCAUCCGACGCAAUCCAAACGAAUCCACCUUUUUCUUUAUGGCCGUUUUGGCCUAGAACCCGUGGUAGAGAGGUACAGCAGGAUGGGGUGAGCAGAGGGGAUGAAGUAUCGGCAGCCCACGGUGGCACCUCCUGGUGUCCAGGCUUGGCUCCAGGGGGAACUGGAGGGGCGAGGCAUCGACACAGUGUACGCACGCACGGUCCUCAGCCUGCUGCUGCAACCCGAUGGGCCGUGGGAUCUCCCUGCCCGCCGAGUCGCAGCUGUCGAAUGCCUCUGCUCGGCGGCUGAGCAGAAAAACAGCAUUGAAGCUUUAGUCGAUGAGCUCUGUCGCCGGCUGGACAACCAUCUUCAAUCCGGUAAAGCUCCUGCAACUGCAACUGUACAGGUGCUGGAGCGAUCCCCACAAGAACUGGCUCAGAUGUACUACGCUGCAUUUCCAGCCCUGAGCAGCGCUGCAGAGGAACCUCGUCGUGUCUCUUGGGACGGGCGAAGGAUAAUUCGGCGGCACGAACAGCGCCGACGUCGGGACUUGAAUGCUCUGCGAGAUUCCCUGUGCCAGACCCCCGAGGAACGGCGACUGAGGCGGCAGCUGAGUGACCCGCGCCUGGCAGCCAUUUGGGGUCGCACCGCACCAACUCGACCUGGCUCCGUUUGGGCACUUAGCACCGAGGAGACGCAGCACCUCAAGGCCCAAGAAGUGCGCUCCCUGCCCGGCUUUCCGCACCUGGCCCAGGGCUUGGCCGCAGGACUUCUACUUGCCGAAGCCCUGCUGCUGCGCUCGGGGGCGGGUCACCCGGAGCCUCCCAAGGAUGCUUCGUCACUGCUGGGACUGCUGCUCCACAACGUUGUUGUUGCAGACUUACGUGGGAAGAAUAAUGAGCAGGAAGCUUUGUGUAUGUCCCCCCACGAUGGCAGUGACCUGGAGAACACUGACGCGAUGUCAGACGACAGCAAUGGCGCGCUCGGAAUGGGCGGCCACGCCGUACCCGAGGGUCCCCAGCAGGAAGAAGACGUCGCAGGCGGAUGGAACCAGACCGAGUCGUGUCCACCUUGGACCUCAGAGCAGACUUCUGUCGACCACCCAGAAAUUGUCCCCCACCACCGAUGGGGCAGCCACGUAGAGCAGAUGAAGCACGAGCUGGAGGCCGAGGAAGAAGACGUACUGGGAUGCUUGUGCGGACCUCCUUCUCCCUCGGGCCAGUCACCGCCUGUCCAUCGGGCCUGGGAGCUGGAACGCCAGUGGCUGACACCGUGCGCUGCCGCCUAUGCUUGCUGCCCAGGGGAAGCUAAUGGAAGUCUGAGAGUCGUGUAGAUGGUGUUCGAGCAAUUGAACCGUCUACCUUGUAAAGAAAGAGGGAUAGAUGGAUCCCACUUCGUCUCCAGGAUCACGAACAGUUGUGGGGCACAAUUCUGUGAAGUUUAUGGGCGGGGAGGAUAGUAAAAAGAGUAAUAUAGUGAAGUUUCUAUUCAAGAAAACGACUUGCAUGCACGACUGUGUCCGGUGUCACGUAGUGAAUAUUAUGCAAAUAAAUAUGCCACCCAGUA